Messenger RNA from Spea bombifrons (plains spadefoot toad), 2012 nucleotides. RefSeq lists its product as uncharacterized. Bases 111 to 1574 code for a protein of 487 amino acids. The record is from RefSeq and is a predicted model, not a curated record. Lineage: Eukaryota; Metazoa; Chordata; Amphibia; Anura; Pelobatidae. The transcript is spliced from 9 exons.
GUGGGGAGUCGGCGCGACAUUUAAAUAACAUAACAAGGUGCUCGGUGCUUAUCCGCCGUGUUGGAAUAUUCCGUACAGUUACAUAAGGAGAAGGAUAACCGGAAGAGGCAAUGUCUCAUCACGUCCCAGACAGGAAAGCGACCACCUGGAAUUGUUCUAAAACUGCCAUGGAAGAGCAAGCAGCAAAGAAAUUCCUCCAAGGAUUCACAGAUUUGAAAACGGCAGACAAGGAAAAUAAUUUGGUAACCCACACCACUAAACCGACACAGAAGAAAAGAUUGUCUGUUUAUCCCUCUCCUGGGAACAUUUUGUACACGGGCCGUCAAAUACCACGCACACCGGGCCCGGGUGUUUUACCUCUGCUGCCUUCUCAGAUCUUUAAUGCAAACGCAGCGAUGGAUACUUCAUUUGAUACAUUAUACAAGUCUCUGUGUCGGAACAAGAUCAGAGAUAACAUGGUCCCCACGGGCAAGCAGCUGGACCGUACCAUCUACAUGAAGAGUCUGCAGGAAGCAUCGCCCAAUCGUAGCCCGUCGCUUAACAAGACGAGGCAAGUGGAGGUGCCGCUAACCAACCAUUCGCUAACCGGUAGGCGCUCGCUAAACAUCUCAAGUACCGAGGUAACCCAUCACGUGGAUAGACCGCUGCAGAACAUAACGCAACGUGAGUCAAGCGUGACCAAAAUUGUGAAGGAAAAUGUGGACCCUGAAGACAAAACUAGUGCAAAGGAAGGCUUCACACCUGCGGAACGCUGUAGGAAACAGAACGCUGUUAACCGGAGGAUAAGUGAACUCCCUGUUAGGGGAUUAAAUGGAGUGCGUGUUUCUGGAAUACUGAAAAGCAUGCCUGGCUAUGAAUGCCGCACCGAAGACCUGGAGUUUCUUAGACAUUGGGAAAACAAAGAAAAGGCAAAGGCGCUGAAGGUGGAAUUGCUUUCCCUGAAAAAAGAGCUUGUUACAUCAAAUCGCAAUAAGGAAUUGGUAAUUGCCAAGAAGGAGAAAAUUGAGCAUGACAUUCAGAGAAUGAAAGCAUCUUAUGAACGGACGGUGCAGCUUGGAAGAGCGUUUUUGUGUAGGACCCGUAAUGCCGGCUCUGUGAGAGAGCUGUCUGAUUCAGAUGUUCUCCGGCAAUUAAACCCAACGUCCAUUCAGUCUUUACUACAACAAGAAACCAUCCGCCUUGGUGCGGCUCAGAUGGAAAUGGCCGGAAGAAAACAAGAGGCUACGGUAUCAACAAAUCACAUGGAGGAGAAUUUUAGAUUGAAGGUCGAGUCGUGUAACAAGCGCGUGAAGGAGGCAGAAGACAGAGUCCAAAAACUGCAUGAAGAAGUUAUUGCUCUCCAACAGCAAGUAGAAAAAGCCCAAGAAGCUGUUGUGAAUACAAAGGAGAGAUUGCGAAAAGACAGAGAGCAAGUCAGCCAGAGCCUGAAACCCACCCCAGCUUUGGAUCAAACCCCCAGUCUGACCGAAGAUGAUAAAGAGAGAAUGGAAAGGAGGCUUCAGAGGCUUGUGCAGCGCAGAGAGCUUUACCUUGAACGUGAAAGGAUAUUACAGAAGAUAAAAGAGAACUUGUAAUGGGAGAGGGUUAUUCUGAAAAUACAAAAGAACGCUGUUUCAUGUACAGUUUUGCUUCCAGAACAUAGUAAUUCAGAAGGAACUUAAUAAUGAAAAGUGUAGCAUUAGCCCAGUGCUGUAAUUGCGUGGUAUAAGUACAGACAUAUGUACAGAUGAUCAGAGCACCUUCUAUACACACGAAAAAAAGAAAAUGAAGAUGGCAGUGAGGAAGCAGAAGUAUUUUACCCCAAUUAUGGUGUCUUUGAAGCCACGUAUGAUAAAAGAUUGCAAGGUGUAUUGAUAAAAUAUAGAAAUAUUUUCCGUAUCUAUAUAUUUUCUAUAUUUAUAAUAAAACAUGUGUUAGACUACAACCUUCAACUGGAUAACCUUUAAAUAAUAAUAAAAAAAAAAAGAAAGAUGAAAGAUUUCCUGCAAAAUGAAGGAAAUGAAUUCCCCUGA